Messenger RNA from Cygnus olor (mute swan), 7038 nucleotides. It is a transcript of the gene SMARCD3, whose product is annotated as SWI/SNF related, matrix associated, actin dependent regulator of chromatin, subfamily d, member 3. The transcript has 15 exons. NCBI's taxonomy places the organism in Eukaryota, Metazoa, Chordata, Aves, Anseriformes, Anatidae. Gene Ontology annotation, cellular component: SWI/SNF complex; nucleus. The coding region runs from base 1472 to 2989 and encodes 505 amino acids. The record is from RefSeq and is a predicted model, not a curated record. Gene Ontology annotation, biological process: regulation of transcription by RNA polymerase II.
CCAGGAUGACAUGCGUUGCUGUGCAGGGCUUUGUGUGAUAAGCAGCGAGCUGCUGAUGUCUUAUGGCAGCUGUGGUGUUAAUAAUUUGUCUGCAUCUGUCAGUCACCUGGGGGUCUCUAAUGGAUCCGUCACAGCUGUAUCAAAGCAUCCUGAGGGCGGCCACCCCACCAGUGAGGCUGGGAGCGAGGAAGCGAGGCAGGCGCUGUGCCGUCGCCAUGCUGCCCCCCCCGCCCCCUGCCUCCCGCUCUUCUCACACUCUUUCUUUCCCCUUGGUUCUCACACGCUGUCCUUCUCUGUUCCCAGCUCUCUGCCUCCUGCUGUUUCUGCCUUGUCCGAAGGGGAUAGUUCUCAGCCUCGCAUGCUGGAAACGCUGCCAGUGAAUGUUUCUGUGUGCUGCCUGCCAGGUCCCUGGGGAAAAGGCCUGGAAAUGCAGCGCGGGAGGAGCAGUGGGAGCAAGGGAAAGCCAUUGUUUCUCACUGCUCGCCUGCUGCAUUUUCUAAUGGGAAAACUCCCUCCGCGAGGUACCGAGUUUAUGUCGCUGUGAGGCUGCCCCCUCCCCCUUGCCCCAGAAUUUACCAUCCCCUCGCGCUGAGGAGGAGAGGCUGCAGCACUACUGCGAAAAAGCUGAGGCGUGUUUUCACUUUGCCUCCUGCUUAUCUCUGGUGUUUGGACAGAGAGGUUUAAAAAGCUGGAUUUUCUGUCCCUGCAGAGUAAACACACAGAACCCGGCAGCACAAACUAUUUCUGGCUUAUCAGUGGAGGAAUGCAGCAGCUGAGGCUUAGUGCGAGUGGGCCGUCAGGAAGGCCCUGAAGGGGCCCCCUCCCCACUCCGCGCUAUUAGAAGUGUGAGAGCCCAGCAGGACUCAGAGGGGAGAGUUGGAGAAAAAGGCAGAAAAGGGAAAGAAAGAGGAAGAGAGAGAGUGAGAGAGGCUGAGCAGACCCUGAUGGCUACAGACGAAGUUACAGGAGGGGCUCGCAAAGCUACGAAAAGCAAACUUUUUGAGUUUCUGGUCCAUGGGGUGGUGAGUCGGGAAAGUUAGUGAGCUGGCUGGCUCUGAAUAGAGGGAUGAGUGGAAACUGGAGGCUCUGUGCUGGGCUGGAUCGGCUCCUGCUGUGUGCUCUUGGGGCGGUGGUAACUGCCUUGCCAGCAGAGCACUGGGGUCUGUAAAACCCCCAGAAUAUGCACUGAUUCAUUGAUAAUACAGGCUUGUGUCUGGGGGGUUGUGUGCUGUGAUUUUUGCUUUGAUUCUCCAUGACUGGUGAAUGGCAUGCUAUUGAGCCUGACCAUGGUGCAGAAUCUGCACUGGAUCUGACCCAAAUGGGCUUGUAGGACACUUUGUUCUGUAAUCAAACUUGUGUUUUGAAAAACAAUUCUGAUGCAAGCCUGACGAAGUCUUGUGGUACUGCGCUCUGGUUCUUGUCUUCAGUCUGGGCUCUAAUGUAUCCUCUGGCUACUUAACAGCGACCUGGGAUGCCAUCAGGAGCUCGAAUGCCCCAUCAGGGGGCUCCCAUGGGUCCCCCAGGUCCCCCAUAUGUUGGAAGCCCCUCAGUGAGACCUGGGAUGCCCCAGACUGUGAUGGAAACAACAAGAAAACGCACUGCGCCACAGCAGGUCCAGCAACAACAGGUGCAGCAGCAAGUGCAACAGCAGCAGCAAGCUACUCAGAACCGAACUAGGAGUGCCAAGAGGAGGAAGAUGGCUGACAAAAUUCUCCCUCAGAGGAUCCGGGAGCUGGUUCCUGAGUCCCAGGCCUACAUGGAUCUGUUGGCCUUUGAACGCAAACUAGACCAGACCAUUAUGCGGAAGCGUGUGGAUAUUCAGGAAGCGCUGAAGAGGCCAAUGAAGAUCAAGUCCAGAACUUCCCUGUUCAUGUAUCCUACUGAAAAGCAAAAGCGGAAACUGAGACUUUAUAUCUCCAACACAUUUAAUCCUGCAAAAUCUGACGCUGAUGACUCUGAUGGCAGCAUCGCAUCAUGGGAGCUUCGAGUGGAGGGGAAGCUCCUGGAUGAUCUCAGCAAACAGAAACGGAAGUUUUCAUCAUUUUUUAAGAGUCUAGUCAUUGAACUGGACAAAGAUCUUUAUGGACCUGACAACCACCUUGUGGAGUGGCACAGAACUCCCACAACUCAGGAGACUGAUGGCUUCCAGGUGAAAAGACCUGGUGAUGUCAGUGUGCGGUGCACAUUACUCCUCAUGUUGGAUUACCAGCCUCCACAGUUUAAACUGGACCCACGAUUAGCACGUUUGCUGGGGAUACACACACAGACCCGAUCUGCCAUCAUCCAGGCUCUCUGGCAGUACAUCAAAACAAAUAAGCUGCAAGACUCCCAUGACAAGGAAUACAUUAAUUGUGACAAGUACUUCCAGCAGAUCUUUGACUGUCCACGGCUAAAGUUUUCUGAAAUUCCUCAGAGACUCACUAACCUACUGCUGCCACCAGACCCUAUAGUGAUAAACCAUAUCAUCAGUUUGAUGCCAGUGUCAGUGACAGAUGCCCAGAGUCUGGAGGAGGGUCACAGGUCAGCAGAAGAGAACCUGAAGACCAGCACAAAAGAAGUCCACCACUCCAGCCAUGUUGACCCCAAUGAUCAGAAGAAGACGGCUUGUUAUGACAUAGAUGUAGAAGUUGAAGACCCGUUAAAGGGACAGAUGAGUAGUUUUCUUCUCUCAACAGCUAAUCAACAGGAGAUUACAGCAUUGGACAAUAAGAUUCAUGAGACAAUCGAAUCCAUAAAUCAGUUAAAAAUACAACGUGAUUUCAUGCUGAGUUUCUCCAAAGAUCCUAAAGGAUACAUCCAAGACCUUCUUCGAUCCCAAAGUAGGGAUCUUAAGGUGAUGACUGAUGUAGUUGGAAACCCAGAGGAAGAACGCAGAGCUGAAUUUUAUCAUGAGCCGUGGUCUCAAGAGGCUGUGAGCAGAUAUUUCUACUGCAAGAUUCAGCAACGCCGGCAGGAACUGGAACAGUCUCUGGGAGUGCGCAACACAUAAGUAUUGCUCAAAAGAUCCCAUUGGCAUCAUGACCACAGAACGAGUGGACUUCUCAGUGUUACUUAGCUCACUGUUACACAUGGACCUGCUUCCUGACUGGAUGGGAAUGUACCAUCAACAAACCAGUCAGAACACCAGCUUUAGAGUGACCUUUGAAAAAACUGCCCAUGGGAGGUGUCUCAAACCAUUCCAGGCCAUAGACAGCAGAAGAUUCCUGUGCUCCAUACAGGUGUCAAUGUUAAAGAAGAUUAAAAAUUCAUUCAUAAACUUGCAUCGAGUUCCAGUGGAAAGUUCAGACACUACACAGCAAAUCCUUAUGGGCUAUGCAUAGAAUCAUGGGUGGUAUUGAUGGGGGAGGUUGAGUUGGGUGUUAUAGGAGACUACAGAUUUAGAGAAAUAAAAGUAAUUCUCAUUCUGUUACCUAAAAUUCUCAAAUAGUAACUUCUCUGGAAUAAGACAAGAUAGUCCUGAUAGCUGUGGAAUGCUUUACAUUCCUGAACAGUUUUCACUUCAGCUGGACCAGUGCAAGAAGCCAUCGCAUCGUGUGAAAUAACAAACCAGGACGAUUUUCAAUCCUAGAAUGAAGAGCCUCUCUGGAAGGAAAAAAUAUAGUCAGGACAUUUCUUCUGCAAACUCUAAUACUCCCUCUUUCCCUUGCCCCUGCAGUGAAAGGUAGACUGAAUUGUAUAUCACUAGACAGUCUCAUGGGUGUGAUCAAUGUGCAGUACUGAGAGGAAGAAAAUUAUCUCCAGAAUGAGAGCCUCUUAGGCAUUCUCAGUAUCAGUGGGGUUAGAAAAGCUGAAGUUGAAGCAAGAAAAAAGGCAUUCUUAGAAAAUGCAGAUAACCUAAUGGUGCUUUGCUGAUACCUGCCUUGAACACAGUGGAUAUUAACAAUAAGUCUAUAGGUAAAAUAUGAGAUUUCUUAAACAUUUCUAUCCUUGUGUGCCAUAGGGAUCAGGACUGAAAAACACUUUCCUAAUUGUUAAGUUGAUUUAGAAUCCAAGAGGCUUAACUUCAUAUAACAUGGCAGUUUUCUCUUUACUUCAAGAUGUCAACAGAGUCCCUGGAUUGGUCUCACAUUUUGAUCAUAGGUAAACUGCCUCUUCCUAUUCAGUUCCCCUAUACAUGAUAUGUGCUAGUUGUAUAAGAUGCUGUUGAGUUUUGAAGCCUUAAAUAGCAUAGAGGAACUAUCCCUUGGAAAUCACCUUCUUUGCAAAUAUAUGACAAAUUCAGACUAUGGGAAUUACAACACAUUUAGUUGGAACCAGGGACAUCUUCAUUAAAUCUUUCCCCCCAUUCCACUUUUUGUAGUGCAUAGAUUGGUUUGUAAUUAAUGAUCCAGCAUGAUUUCUAGUCCAAAAAGCAGUUGCCAAAGUAUAACUGUGUCCUGAUAAUGUAGCACUCAAAAUCCUUUUCUAGGCUUCUCCUCUUCAUCUCCUUUCUUUCAUUUUCCUGGAAAGAGAGUCAAGUUCACAUGUGUUAAGGAAGGGAGGCAGCUCUUCUAAGUAAUUAAUUUUGCUAUAGUAUUGUCCGUUCCUCUUCUGCUGUCUUUGCUGAUUUAUUUCAUAUUUGAAAGAAAAGUUUCUUCUGUCUAGUCACAGAAGAGAGAGUCUUCCCUCCCACCCCUUUAUUUAAUACCUCUGCUUUCACAUUACCAGUGCCAUAGCUUUUACUCUGUCCAUUGUGUUCAGAGGUGUCUUGAAAAAUUUACAAUUGAUUGGUCAUAUGAUGGCAGUACGACCAUGCAAAACCACUGGUGUAAGAAAAAGCACAGCUGUACCUCUUUGCCCAAGGCCUUUUCUUGGGAAUGGCUUGGUUUGGAUUUUUUGUGUGUGUGUUAUAACCUCUUUUUACACUAAAACCUGAAAUCCUGCAGUCUUAAACUGGUACAGACUGAGAGGUUGCCAGACAGUUAACAACUUAAAAUCUUAUGUGCUGUAGGACUCUGCUAAUUGGACUUCCAGCAAACAUUGUGAGGGAAAACAGUGGGGAUCAUCUGCUACUGUGCUUCCGUAUUUGUUAUGCUGCUGUGUCAGUUGUGUGCAUGCUGUCCAGUGUAUAAAACUUUUUCUGUAUGUGGUAAACAGAGCAGCUACAUUCAGGGGAUGCAUUCAAAUCUCCAGGAGUAAUAAAUGCCGAGAAAAAUAAACGAGGAUAUGAGAAGGGGAUGGGGUGGGAUAGAUGCCUGCAGGAUGUCUGCCAGCAAAUUUUAUUUUUGAGAACUUUGCCAUUUGAAUGGCAAAUAUUUGUACGGAAAAAUUCCAGUCAUUUGCCACAGCUGACAAAAUAAUGGAGCCCAGUCUGCUUUUAGAAUCUCUCUUUAAAAAUAAUUGGAUGGGUCUGUUUCUAAGCCUCUUUCAGAACAAAUUAAUGAAACUACGUGUUGCUGACCAGUGGAUUCCAAGUAGCACCACUGGAAGGUGAAGCAAUGUUAAGCACCAAUGCUAUGCUGAAGUGUGCACACACAUGCAUGUUUGUGCACGUGCAUGAUUUGGCCACUGUACAUAGCAAUCCGAAAUCUAAAUUCUUAAAUCUCACUGUACAUAUUCUUCCUGCCCAUAAAAAGACUGGUCACCAAAGAAGACUCUUAGGAAUAGCUGUCAGGUGUCUUCCUUUUGUUUAAAAUGGUGUUUGAGAUUUUGAUUCUUUUAUUCUGUGCUCAGGAGCAGUUUGAGCCUCUUACUGAAGAGACAGAGAGAGAAAUGUUAUCUUCCAUUCCAGGAGUGUAGCCAGGAGCUUGCUUUUAGUAAAAACAGACAUUAUAUUUGAGGAGAAACAAUGGGACAAUUCUGGGAGGAACUGGACCAAAUGCAGCUUGGACAUGUGGAAAGUCGGUAGUACUGAACAGGCAUGUAAUUCCGGCAGAUUUUGAAUGAUAAAUUUAUUUUAAUUUCAGGCUGGUGGGUUUUUUUUGGGUGUAAAAGAUGACAAGACUAUUAUUUGUGGUCUUUGGUUUCUGCCACGGUACAAUACAAAUCUGUGCAUACUGCAAUAAAAUAUAUAUAUAUAUGUGCAUAGAUGUAGUUAAUUUAUAGAUGAUAAUAUAGAUGAUUGUUAGAAAAUAUAGCAUAAAACUAGGACAAGGUUAAAACAAUUCCUGGAGUACCAGUAGAAGGGAAAUAUAUCUUGGAGCUGAAGCGUUGACAUGGCAGUUAAAGGAAAAACAAAUGUUUGAUUGUGGAAGCAAAGUGCCAGAAUAGAGAGAAGAAUACAGCAGUGGUAAAAGGAAAGAGAAAGAUGGGAGCAGAGUGCCACUGAAGUGCCAUUAAGUCAAAGCACAGGAUAACAUGCAGAUUAAUGUUGGAACUAGCACAGUCUACGUGAUUUUGUAUAUUUUGUGUGCAUGUGUAUAUGUAUACAUAUAGAGGGGCAGGAGCAGGAGUCAGUCUCAACUGGUAUACAGCUCAGGAAAUGGGCACGCAGAGUACAGCCAAAUGUUCUGCAUUUAAGUUUUGAGACACAUUGCCAAAACUUUUCCCACCAUUAUCAGUAGGGAUUCAGCUAUUUCACUUAUCAGCAUUGGCAGUUCUAGUGCACGCAUGGUUUCAGCUGACAGCUUUUUUACACCACACUGUUUAGAAUUUAUUCUGAUGAAGCUGAGUGAAAUUAUUGGUGUAUAUCCUAGGGCUUCAAAUUUUGCUUAAAAUGUAGUCAGGUGGUGGUUUCUUUCUUUUUCUUUCUUUUCUUUUUUCUUUUUUUUUAACCUCCUUGUGUUGAGAGCCCUUUUAAUGGCAGUGCAAAGAGAUGAGUGGGAAAAAAAAAAGGCUCCUUUCUUCCUGAAUAAGGAGGUCUCCUUUCUGUAACUGCUCUGUUGUUUAAUAGGCUGUAUCUGUUCUGCCAGAUCCUGUAUGAUAAACACCUUUUCUGAUCUCACUGAAGAAAGGUACUCCAUUAAAAAGAUACAACUGUGGGUUUGGGAGUGAGCAAAUACAUGCGUAAGGAGAGGUGGGGGAGAGACACCCUCUACUCCGUAGUCACCAUAUCUUCACUGUUGGAUGCUGAGUGAGUCGUAGAAAAGCUUUUAACAAUAAAUACUUUGUUUCUUUGUA